AUGAACAGAAAGGUGAAAGGCGGCCAUUGGAGCUAUUUUUACAUAAAACGAGGACUUCUCGAAAAAUCAAUGUACGUCAAAUUUAAUACAACACGAAAAGUCUCAUUCUACGUCGGAGAAGGUGAUCAUUGCCCUUUUAUGGAUAGCAUGCCUUUUUAUGUUUCUGGUCCAGUUAGUGAGCAAAUCGCUGAUCUUCCAAAAUUACCAGCUACAAGAAAGUUCCCGUUUGCUGUACGAACAGAUGAUGAUGCAAUAGUUCAGCUUCAUAUAUACGGAAAAAUUGGAUUCGGAAUUUACUCGACAAUCUUCAUUCUUAUUCCUGGAGCAGCUUGUAUCUGUGCACUAUUAUACUAUUCUUAUGUUCUUUAUACAAAAUUACCUCAGCGAAAGAAGAUUCACUAUAGUAAGAAAUCCAGACUCGGAAAACGAUAA
Messenger RNA from Trichomonas vaginalis G3, 432 nucleotides. RefSeq lists its product as uncharacterized. The transcript has a single exon. Lineage: Eukaryota; Parabasalia; Trichomonadida; Trichomonadidae. The record is from RefSeq and is a predicted model, not a curated record. Bases 1 to 432 code for a protein of 143 amino acids.